UCUAAAAAUUCCCGGUCAUGAAGAGCAAGAGUUAGCAUUAGUUCAUUGGUACAAUUUUAAAUAUAAUAAUCCACAUUGGCUAUUCAAAUAUGAUUGUUCACACAUAAAAAGUGUUCCAAUAUUUACUAUUAUAGCAAUUGAUUCUAUUGUUGAACAAGUUCAU
Molecule: messenger RNA, 163 nt
Organism: Funneliformis caledonium
Lineage: Eukaryota; Fungi; Glomeromycota; Glomeromycetes; Glomerales; Glomeraceae
Source: the annotation of a GenBank genome assembly